Morus notabilis is the source of this 1903-nucleotide messenger RNA. RefSeq lists its product as uncharacterized. The transcript has 4 exons. NCBI's taxonomy places the organism in Eukaryota, Viridiplantae, Streptophyta, Magnoliopsida, Rosales, Moraceae. The coding region runs from base 234 to 1550 and encodes 438 amino acids. The record is from RefSeq and is a predicted model, not a curated record.
CGAACAAACUCCUUAAAAGUUAAAAAAACCACUCAAAAGUCUCUCUUUUCCAACCGACCCACUUGAGAAUUUCAAGAUUUUACUAUUUUCCAUCUCUCUCAUCCCUCAAUACCCACAAUCAAAUUUCCAUGCUUUAACUCAAAACAAUCGAAAACUUUCAAAUUACCCUCCUCACUCUUAAACAUUCUCAUAGCCCAAAAAAGCGAACUUUUUCUUUUUCCCCUCUUAACUCCAUGGAAGUUCAAGUACCUUUUAUUCAAGCAGAGAACUCUUCUUCACCAAACCCAGAAGAAGAAGAAGAACCAAAAGAAACCCAACUCAACAAAUCUCUCCACCUUCUUGAAACCUUCCUCAGAGUCUUGGGUUUCUGUCAAUACUCGUUUCUGAGCUUCACACUCUCAUGGGUCUCGUUUCUUCUUCUGGGUGUUUUUCUUCCGCUUCUAAUCAUAGAGAUCUCUUACUGUUCUUCUGACUGUGAGAAGUACCAGAUCAAGGUCUUUGAGCUUGAAAUUCUGGUUUCCCAGUCUCUUGGAGCCGCCAUUUCUCUGCUUUGCGUUUCUCACAAUCUUCGAAAGUAUGGGGUUCGGAGGUUCUUGUUUGUGGAUAAGUGUCAUGGUCACAUGACCCAGUUUCGUGAAGAGUAUACAAAGAAGAUCAGAGGCUUCUUCCGGUUAUUGUUGGUGUGGGUUUUACCUUGCUUCCUUUUGAAGGCUGCCCGUGAAGUCUUGAGGAUCAGAUAUGUUGAUAAAGACUCUUGGUGGCAAUCUGCUGCUAUAAUAUUUGGUUUGCUCUUCUCUUGGACCUUUUCCAGUAUAAUCUUCCUGUCAGGCAGUUGUUUGUUCAAUUUGGUCUGCAACUUGCAAAUCAUACACUUUGAGAAUUACGGGAAGCUUUUAGAAAGGGAUUUGGAUGUCUCGGCAUAUAUCGAAGAGCAUGUUCGUCUAACUCAUCAUCUCUCCAAAAUUAGCCACAGGUUCCGAAUAUUUCUUCUGCUAGAGUUCUUAAUUGUCACAGCUAGUCAGUUUGUGGCCUUGUUGCAGACCACGGGGAACCGCGGAAUCAUCAACUUCAUCAAUGGCGGCGACUUUGCAGUCACCUCUAUCGUCGAGCUUGUUGGGAUCAUCAUUUGCCUGCAUGCGGCCGCCAAGAUUUCACAUCGAGCGCAAGCUCUUGCGUCGGUUACCAGCAGAUGGCAUGCUUUAGUUACGUGCAAUUCCAGCAACCUUUCUCAAUCAAACAAUGGUGGAAAUAUGGAGGCUUCUUUUACAUCAGGAUCUGGAUCGAUGCCCAUAAACUACUCAGAAAGUGAUUUGGAGGCUGUUGACUUUGUGCCGGUUCCUGCAAACACUCAAUUGGCUUCCUAUAUGUCCAUGUACCACAAAAGACAAGCUUUUGUAACUUACACGCUGUCCCAUCGUGGCGGAGCUACUAUAUUUGGAUGGACGGUCGAUCGCGCACUCAUCAGUACUAUCUUCUUUGUCGAACUAUCGCUGGUUCUAUUUGUGCUAGGGAAGACCAUAACUUUCAGUUUCACUAGCAGCACCAAAUGACAAGUUCGUGAUCCUGGCAAGUCGUUUGCCUAUAAUUAGUGUUAAAGGACUAGCAUGACUCAGUGUAACAAGGCCUUAGUUGGAUUUUAUUUUAUUUGCAUAUCGGAUAUCGCAAAAAUAUACAUUUUAGCAUAUUUUUGCGGCUGAAACAAGAUGAGAGACACAACUCCAUUUGACGCAGCAGCAGCCGCUGCUUACUUUUUUAGAAUGUUUAAGAAUGAUGAAAUAGGUUGAAGUAGCAGUAUUAUAUUUUCUUUAGCUAUCUCUUAGUAUAGCAACCCAAAAGUAAAACGUUUUGAAGGUGUAAUGUUAACAUUCAUGGGCCGGUGUUUUUCAGAGCGAAAAAGGAUUAU